Molecule: messenger RNA, 733 nt
Organism: Teleopsis dalmanni
Lineage: Eukaryota; Metazoa; Arthropoda; Insecta; Diptera; Diopsidae
Exons: 3
Coding region: 83-523 (146 amino acids)
Source: RefSeq, a predicted model, not a curated record
UAACAACAACUCUCUAGGAACAAAAUUUUAGGCAUUACUAAAUUAUACAUUUUGUUUGGACAAAGAAAAAUAUUUUGCAAUAAUGGACAGCAGACGUUUUAAUAAUGGUGGGGGGGAUGUGGAUUUCCAGGGGCUGGAAAUGCAUCAAGUAGUUGAUUAUUACAACUUGCCAUUGAUAGGGGGCAUUCAUGCUAGUCUUGCAUAUCCUGAACUCCAAGAACAAGUGCAGCAACGGUUUCAGGAAGACAUACAUAGAUGUCACAAUCGGCUUAGACGCCAAUUUGAAAUUCCACCCUCAGCGUUUGACAUUUUCUUUCAGCAUUUAAGAAUUGGCCCCGAUAUUACUAUUUUUGAGACAUUAAAAUUUAAAACAGAUUACAGCCGUCUCAACAGAAAAAAACAACUAGCGUUCCAAAGAAGAUUGGAUCUAUUUAUCAAGGUGUUCUAUGAUCGGAGAUUGGUUGAAUUAGCAGAACUUGGCUGGGAACAUUUGAGACAAAAUCAAGGAAAUAUCAUUGCUUAACUUCACUGAAACUUUGUUGUGAAUUAUAACAUCUUUCCUCCACACUACAAUAUGUUGAUGAAGUUGGCGUUAAUUGUUAUCCCUCCCCCGUAUUACACCUUCAGUCUCCAUUCGGUUAUUAUAUUUAAUUGUUCAUAAUUUUUCAUCAAAAUUGCAUAAAUGAUUCAAAAUUAUUGUAUAUUUCGUCAUCCAUAAAUUGAAUUAAAAUUA